AUGGCAACUCUGGAUCUGCCCUCGGGGACCGAGAAAGGAGAGGCAGCAGCAAUCCCCACCCUGGGCCAGGCCUUUAUCGGUGACAAAGGGAAGUGGAAGCUGCAGCGGCAAGGCCUCAGGGACUGUCCCCAGGCAGGACCGGCAUUAACCAUCGCCAUGCUGGACAAAAAUGUUUUACUGCCUGACCUCAAGGGCCAGUACUGGACGGACGAUGAGUCCGAUGGGGACAAUGAGUCCGAGGAGUUCCUCUAUGGCGUCCAGGGGACCUGCGCCGCCGACCUGUACCGUCACCCGCAGUUGGACGCUGAUAUCGAGGCCGUGAAGGAGAUCUACAGUGAGAAUGCCGUGGCCAUCAGGGAGUAUGGGACCAUUGACGACGUGGACAUCGACCUCCACGUGAACAUCAGCUUCCUCGAUGAGGAGGUAGCGACAGCGUGGAAGGUGCUGCGGACGGAGCCCAUCGUCCUCCGCCUGCGCUUCUCCCUCUCCCAGUACCUUGAUGGCCCCGAACCGUCCAUCGAGGUUUUCCAGCCGUCCAACAAGGAGGGCUUCGGGCUGGGUCUGCAGCUGAAGAAGAUCCUGGGCAUGUUCACGUCCCAGCAAUGGAAACAUCUCAGCAAUGAUUUCCUGAAGACCCAGCAGGAGAAGCGGCACAGUUGGUUCAAGACAAGUGGCACCAUCAAGAAGUUUCGUGCUGGCCUCAGCAUCUUCUCCCCCAUCCCCAAGUCUCCCAGCUUCCCUGUCAUCCAGGAUUCAGUACUGAAGGGCAAACUGGGCAUCCCUGAGGCUCAUGUGAACCGAUCCUGUACGGUGAAGAACCCCAAGGUGGAGGUUUUUGGCUACCCCCCCGCCAGCACCCAGGCAGGUGUCGCCCCCUUCAACAUCCUGGUCGGCGGCCACUGCAAGAACGUCCCUACGCUGGAGUACGGCUUCCUCGUCCAGAUCAUGAAGUAUGCGGAGCAGCGGAUUCCAACACUCAACGAGUACUGCGUGGUGUGCGAUGAGCAGCAUGUCUUCCAGAACGGCUCCAUGCUCAAGCCAGCGGUGUGCACCCGGGAGCUCUGCGUCUUCUCCUUCUACACCUUGGGCGUCAUGUCCGGCGCAGCAGAGGAGGUGGCCACGGGCGCCGAGGUGGUGGACCUGCUGGUGGCCAUGUGCCGCGCCGCCCUGGAGUCCCCCCGCAAGAGCAUCAUCUUUGAGCCUUACCCUUCCGUGGUGGACCCCAACGACCCCAAAACACUUGCCUUCAACCCCAAGAAGAAGAACUACGAGCGGCUGCAGAAGGCCCUGGACAGCGUGAUGUCCAUCCGGGAGAUGACCCAGGGAUCCUACCUGGAGAUCAAGAAGCAGAUGGACAAGCUGGACCCCCUGGCCCAUCCCCUCCUGCAGUGGAUAAUUUCCAGCAACAGAUCCCACAUCGUCAAGCUGCCCCUCAGCAGGCAGCUGAAGUUCAUGCACACCUCCCACCAGUUCCUCCUGCUCAGCAGCCCCCCAGCCAAGGAAGCCCGGUUCCGCACCGCCAAGAAACUCUACGGCAGCACCUUCGCUUUCCACGGCUCACACAUUGAGAACUGGCACUCCAUCCUUCGCAAUGGGCUGGUCAACGCUUCCUACACCAAACUGCAGCUGCAUGGAGCAGCCUAUGGCAAGGGCAUCUAUCUGAGCCCCAUCUCCAGUAUUUCCUUUGGAUACUCAGGGAUGGGAAAAGGGCAGCACCGGAUGCCUUCGAAGGAUGAGCUGGUGCAGAGGUACAACCGGAUGAACACCAUCCCCCAGACCCGCUCCAUCCAGUCCCGCUUUCUCCAGAGCCGCAACCUGAACUGCAUCGCGCUUUGCGAAGUCAUCACCUCCAAGGACCUGCAGAAACACGGCAACAUCUGGGUCUGCCCCGUCUCGGACCACGUCUGCACCCGCUUCUUCUUUGUGUAUGAAGACGGCCAAGUGGGAGACGCCAAUAUCAAUACUCAGGACCCCAAAAUCCAGAAGGAGAUCAUGCGUGUGAUCGGGACUCAGGUGUACACAAACUGA
This is a messenger RNA of Nipponia nippon (crested ibis), 2028 nucleotides long. The record is from RefSeq and is a predicted model, not a curated record. NCBI's taxonomy places the organism in Eukaryota, Metazoa, Chordata, Aves, Pelecaniformes, Threskiornithidae.